CCCCCGCGCACACUUCCUCGGGAGGGUUGGGGCCGCGCUCUCAAUCGCCCACACGGUCCGGUUGCAGCCGGCAGCUUCGCCGGCAGCUCGCUCGGCCUCCGCGCGGCCCGGCCAGCAGGUAGGAGCCGCCGAGGGACGCGGGCCCGGCUUCCCGGCCCCCCUCACCCUCACCCACGACGAACGCCGCUCCCCGCUCCGGCCGCCGGCUUCGAGCUGCUGCAGAUGUUGCAGACCAAGGCAGCCCAGGCUGGUGUGACCAGAGACCCAGCAGGGGAUGAGGGCAGAGAGUCCAGCUGGGGAAGCUUGGCUGGGUCCAGCUGCAGGAUUUCCUGCUUAAACCUAGGCUGAGCCUCUGAAGUCCUUGUUGCUGGACUGAUUCUCCUGGGAGGGCUCUUGCAAGGGACUAAGCCACAGCUUCUUUGGGUGACCCUGCUGCACCUUGUGUCCCUAACUGGGCUCACUCACAGUCACCAUGAGCGAGGCCUUUGACUGUGCAAAAUGCAGCGAGUCUCUGUAUGGCCGCAAAUACAUCCAGACAGACAACGGCCCCUACUGCGUGCCCUGCUACGACAACACCUUCGCCAACACCUGUGCCGAGUGCCAGCAGCUGAUCGGGCAUGACUCUAGGGAGCUGUUCUACGAAGACCGCCACUUCCACGAGGGCUGCUUCCGCUGCUGCCGCUGCCAGCGCUCCCUGGCUGAUGAGCCCUUCACCUGCCAGGACAGUGAGCUGCUCUGCAAUGACUGCUACUGCAGUGCCUUCUCCUCCCAGUGCUCUGCCUGUGGGGAGACCGUCAUGCCGGGGUCCCGGAAGCUGGAAUAUGGAGGCCAGACAUGGCAUGAGCACUGCUUCCUGUGCAGCGGCUGUGAGCAGCCGCUGGGCUCCCGUUCCUUCGUGCCCGACAAGGGUGCUCACUACUGCGUGCCCUGCUAUGAGAACAAGUUUGCUCCUCGCUGUGCCCGCUGCAGCAAGACGCUGACACAGGGUGGUGUGACAUACCGUGACCAGCCCUGGCAUCGAGAAUGCCUGGUCUGCACCGGGUGCCAGACACCCCUAGCAGGGCAGCAGUUCACCUCCCGGGAUGAAGAUCCCUACUGUGUGGCAUGUUUUGGAGAACUCUUUGCACCCAAGUGCAGCAGCUGCAAGCGCCCCAUCACAGGACUCGGUGGAGGCAAGUACGUGUCCUUUGAAGACCGCCACUGGCACCACAGCUGCUUCGCCUGUGCCCGCUGCUCCACCUCCCUGGUGGGCCAAGGCUUCGUGCCCGAUGGAGACCAAGUGCUGUGCCAGGGCUGCAGCCAGGCAGGGCCCUGAGCCAGGGCUCCUGGGCCCAGGCCCUCCCAACCAGGGCUCAAGGACUAAGGCUCCUUUUCCAAACCUCUGGGACCCAAAUUGGAGCUCCUCCCCAAAUUGGGGCUCCUCCUGGGCUCCAGGAUUAAAUCUCCCCACUCCAACAUCCCCAAACCGGUACUCCUUAUCCCAGGGCCCCUAAACCUGGGCUGUUACAGAGCCUCUAUCAUUCAUAUCCCCUCCCUAGCCUGCACUCCAGAACUCAGCCCUCUCCCCUACAGUCUGGGUUGCCAGACCAAGUCCUCUCCCCAAAUCGGGGCUCUAGACCCCAGCCCUCCAAACUUAGACUCUGGGAACUCAGGCCCCCUUCAAUCUAGACUUGUCGGCAGAGACUUUAGGUCUCCUAUGGGUGCCUGAGAAUGCCUCAGAAGUGGACUAUACUCAGGCUUGACCUUCCACACCCCAAUCCUGCCCCUGUCCGCAGGGCUGGGGCUGUCUGAGCAGCAGAUUAAGAGGUCCUGGCAUACAGGGUUUUGCCCAGCUCGUGGAGUGUUUUAUCAUUUCAUUUCAGCUUCAUUUUGCCCAGAGACGGGCAGCGGGGUGGGAUUUACUCGCCCCCUUCAAGAUUCUGCAAUAAAGCAGUUGUGAGGAAA
Messenger RNA from Rhinolophus ferrumequinum (greater horseshoe bat), 1944 nucleotides. It is a transcript of the gene FHL3, whose product is annotated as four and a half LIM domains 3. The coding region runs from base 473 to 1315 and encodes 280 amino acids. The record is from RefSeq and is a predicted model, not a curated record. Gene Ontology annotation, cellular component: nucleus; stress fiber; Z disc. The transcript has 7 exons. Gene Ontology annotation, biological process: actin cytoskeleton organization. Gene Ontology annotation, molecular function: transcription coregulator activity; actin binding. Lineage: Eukaryota; Metazoa; Chordata; Mammalia; Chiroptera; Rhinolophidae.